AUGGAAGAUCGGAAAAAUUUCCGCGAGUUGCCCACCGAGCCCUACGGCAUUUUCUGGCAAGAAGACUUUGUCAAUGCCGAACACGAGCAACGACUCAUCUCGUUGUUUGCCAACGAGCUAGAAUGGCCCGACCGCCCUGGCCGGAUAUCACUCCACUACGGCUACACCUUCGACUAUAAAACUUUCGGGAUAGACCCGGAGAUUCCAUACAAGGAAUUCCCAGAAUGGCUCAAGCCUCUCAUCCCAAAAACCGAGGAGCGACCUCCAGACCAGGUCUGUCUGCAGUACUAUCCUCCAGGGGCGGGCAUCCCGCCCCAUGUAGAUGCACACGGACCGUAUGACCAGCUCUACGCGUUAUCUCUUGGUGCGCCGGCGGUGAUGAUAUUUCGCCGGGGCGAGGAACGCAUCGAGGUCGACUUGACCCCGCGGAGCAUGAUGCAGAUGAGCGGCGACUCGAGGCUGCAUUGGACGCAUGGUAUUAGGAAGCGGAAGAAUGAUCCCCUCCCGGAUGGGACGAUGAGACCGCGCGGGAAACGGUGGAGUAUCACUUAUCGGUGGCUCAGGGAUGGGGAAUGUGAAUGUGGGAAUCUGGAACUGUGUGACACGGCUCAGCGACGGAAUGGGAUUGAAAAAGAGAAGAGAUCGUUAAAGGCAUUGGCAGAGCAGGCUGCGCUCGAGGGACUGGCUGUAUAG
This is a messenger RNA of Penicillium psychrosexuale, 693 nucleotides long. RefSeq lists its product as uncharacterized. Gene Ontology annotation, biological process: oxidative demethylation. The transcript has a single exon. Bases 1 to 693 code for a protein of 230 amino acids. The record is from RefSeq and is a predicted model, not a curated record. Gene Ontology annotation, molecular function: demethylase activity; oxidoreductase activity. Lineage: Eukaryota; Fungi; Ascomycota; Eurotiomycetes; Eurotiales; Aspergillaceae.